AUGGCCUCUUACUCUGGCCGUGACAUGCCGCUUGCGGCCUCUGUCACAUCUCCCAUCAUCGAGCAAGCGCAGACCAGACUGAACCAGUCUGAGCGCAACUACUCCAGAACCCAGCAAGAUCUCCAGAAUGCCAUGCGCAUCCGAGCAACAACACCGAUGUCAGCGGCCGAGACCAAUGCCAAAGACACCGAGAUCGCGUCAUUGCGGCGCAAGCUGAGUGCUCAGGAGGCGGAGAUGACGAAGCUGCGGGAGACAAUCGAGAAACAGCGGAUGACCAUCAAGACGCAGAGCGAGGCCAUCUCCAACCCCAAGCAACAUUAUGCCACACCAACGCCUAACCGUUUCGGAGGCAACCAGCAGUAUGGCCCAUACCCGAAUCUUCAGCCACCUCCACCUCCCCCACCACCGAUCUUCGCCACGGGAAAUGCCAUCACAUUCACACAGCCUCGUCCUGCCAUGCCUGGACUUCUCCAACAGCAGCCUGGAAACACACCUUCUCCUUUCGAUGACAACAUGGCGCAGCAAUUCUCUGCUCUCUCAGUCAAUCAAGCUCAAGGUCCACAGAUGCAGCACCCACAACCUACCCCAUUCCGACAGUCUGGCCACGUCAAUGAGUUCGGUUCGCCUGAGCCAACAAGACCAUACAAUACCAACCUGGCCAUCAAGUCCACUCCCAUGGGGCCUAACAAAGGCAACAGUGGAACUCCAGCUUUGGGGUCGGCAGCCAGGAUGCACACUCGAGGGAUGCCCAGCACUGCUCUGCAGCCACCACAAAUGCCAGCUUUCCCCAACCCCAUCUCCAUGGCCACCGGGCCACAUCUCGUGGUUCCUGCUGCGGUUGCUCAGAUGUUUGCCGAUGUGCUCCACAUGGCAGAAAAAUAUGCAUACUCUCAUGUCAACACACCCAGCACCCAGAAGGACAACGGCAUGCCACAAGAGGUCAAGGACAGACUGAUGAGAGCUGCAUCCACCACUUCGGCGUUCCAGUUCAUGCAGACACCAUUUACCCGCUAUCUGCUGGUCUACAAGAUCAUUGUCCAAUUCAUGAUCAAGACCAUUCUCAAGCAUGACUGCUUCACCGGAUUCGACCCAGAGGCGGACCGAGUCAUCGAAAACUGCAAGAAUCAAAUGUACCAGAGUACCCCCGCCCAGGUCAAGUACCAACUGCUCACCACCAUGGCGGCUCAGGUCCAGAAGCUCAAGACCAAUCCCAACUUCCAGAACUUUGUCAACAACAUUGCCCGUACGCGUGGCAACGAGAUCUGGAGAGUCCUCAAGCCGAUGAUGCACUCCAAGACGUCGCGGGACUGGGAUGACUUGUACGAAUUGAUGAUCAAGGCACACCAACUUGCCCAAAUGAUGUUCUCUGGCUCGGAAGAAUACAAGUUUGACUUUCCAGCAAUGGGCCAGCAAUAUCGCAAAGACUGGAUGGAGUCAAGGGAUGUUUUCAAGAACGUUCACACUCCUGAACAGCUGGAAGCCAUGGGAGCCACAGUCAGGCUCGGAAUCACACCACUCAUCAGUGUGCGAACCAGCACUCCAGAGGGACUUGUGAAGUCAAGCACCAUUAUGCAGGCAUUUGUGUUGAUCAAGGCAGACAAAGGGAACUGAGAGGGGACUUGGUGUGUGGUGGAGGGGAUGGACACUUUGCUGAAUGUGAGGGCUCGUAGAAAUCGAUUUUCACUUUGGGGAAUCAAACAUGCCAAGACCAUGGCAAAUGUAUGGAGCUUCCAUAGAAAUGGGAUGGUAGAGAGAUG
This is a messenger RNA of Cladophialophora immunda, 1757 nucleotides long. RefSeq lists its product as uncharacterized. Lineage: Eukaryota; Fungi; Ascomycota; Eurotiomycetes; Chaetothyriales; Herpotrichiellaceae. The record is from RefSeq and is a predicted model, not a curated record. Bases 1 to 1611 code for a protein of 536 amino acids. The transcript is spliced from 2 exons.